Solea solea (common sole) is the source of this 1081-nucleotide messenger RNA. RefSeq names its product fer3-like protein (gene ferd3l). The transcript has a single exon. Lineage: Eukaryota; Metazoa; Chordata; Actinopteri; Pleuronectiformes; Soleidae. The coding region runs from base 383 to 847 and encodes 154 amino acids. Gene Ontology annotation, molecular function: DNA-binding transcription factor activity, RNA polymerase II-specific; protein dimerization activity; RNA polymerase II transcription regulatory region sequence-specific DNA binding. Gene Ontology annotation, biological process: developmental process; regulation of transcription by RNA polymerase II. The record is from RefSeq and is a predicted model, not a curated record.
GAAGCUCAUUAAGUGCCUCAAGGACAGCACAUCAAUUGGUGUGGCCCUCCAGUUUCCUCUCAGCCUUUUUUAAGGCACUCUGCUCUGAUUCAACCCACUUAUCGGCCGACUGACGACAGAAAUGGACCCAAUUUAGAGCCAGGGGCAGGCAAAGGUGUCGCGCUGUGAAGUGGCAUAUUAAAACAGCAGGGCCUUGGAUUUGAGCCAAAUAGGAUCUUACCCUGUCGAGCUCUGUCCGGAUUUGGAUUCACUGUUUUGAGAUACUCUCGGGUCUGCAGAGACAUGAGACCGACCUGGACGCUUUGAUUGGCGUCUCUUCUUUGUGCUUGACUGAGUAUCAGACGCAUAAAAGUGACAUCUUCUCUGCAGUUGGGGUCAGAAGAUGGAGCUCCAAGGCCGCUUGGUGGACUCCACGUUAAUUCAUUUAGUCAGUGACAUGAACCUGCUCGAGUUUCCACAGAAGUGCACUUUGGGACAGAAACAGCAGGUGAAUGAGGCCCCACCGAGCCCGAACACCCUCUCAGCAUCCUGGAGAACGGCCUUGGACAACGAUGCGUGCUCUGAGGACGCGCGCACCGAGCAUCUGGUGGUGGGCGAGCCCAGGUACUACAGCCGCGGAGCCCACGACCACAGCAAGUCCAAACGCAGGAGGAUCAUCACCGUGGUCCAGCGACAGGCGGCCAACGUGCGGGAGAGAAAGCGGAUGUUCAGCCUGAACGAGGCGUUUGACGAACUGAGGACGAAAGUGCCCACGUUUGCGUACGAGAAGAGACUGUCCCGCAUCGAAACUCUGCGCUUGGCCAUCGUCUACAUCUCCUUCAUGAUUGACCUGCUGGAAAACACCUGAGACUGGACAGUAAAGUGUUAGUUUUACUCUAUGGACACUGGACUCGACUGUGUUGACUUUACCACUGAUAUACAAGGACACAGCUGAAUGAACUGCUGAGGUGAAUCAAACAUUAUGUCAGCAUAUAUAAUAACUGCAAGCUUUCUGAAAUACAUCAGACUGUUAGCCUUUUUUUAUAUACAAUAGUUUGCCAUAUCAGUGAUAACAUGAUUGUAUUAAAUUAUUAGACUGACA